GCUGCGAGUUCAGUCAUUGGCGAGAACUGGAGUGGUCGACUGGUCCACCAGCGUCACCCCCGCCGCGAAUUCUCGUUUUCAAUUCAAUUAUAAUCAGUUUGGAAUUGGAUUUAAAAAAAAAAACUGGCAUUUAUGCCCGAGUGCGCGGCGUCCGCCUUUUUCGGAUAGAGUGUUGGACAGAAUAAUGAUUCAGGUCGCCGUGUCCAUGUCCACCUUUAUUGAGAAGCCUGGUUUUCAACCGGUCGUUCCUCGCCAACUUUUCGCACUUUGCAUUUUCGCGGCCCUGUUUGCUCAGCUAGCGCAUGGCACGCAACAGCCCAAGUAUGCGGUGACGCCGGCGUCGCUCAUCGUCUCCACCGAGGAUGAAGGGAGCAUUGAAGGAUCUUCUACGUUGCCCUUGUGCCAGAACUUCUCGGUCGGAGCCCCAGAGAAGAUGGAGUUCUACUCGCCCAACUACCCCAACAACUAUCCCAACCACACCGAUUGCAUUAAAGUUUUAAAAGCCGAUGCAGGCCACUUGCUACGGCUGGACUUCAGGGACGACUUCCACCUGGAGCCGAGUGAGGAAUGCCGGUAUGACUACCUGGAGGUGCGUGACGGUGCCCACGGAUACUCGACGCUGAUCGGCACCUACUGUGACAAUCGAUUUCCUCCAAUGCUUACCAGCUCAGACCGGUAUCUGUGGCUGCGCUUCCACUCGGACGAGAACAUCGAGUACUCGGGCUUCAAAGCCGUCUACCAGUACAUCCCUCGGCCAACGUCGGCGGUGUACCAGCCGGAGAUCAACAUGUGCCGCAUUGACGUGGGUGGCAUGGAGGGCUGGGUGAAUCGCUCGGACAUCGACUUGGGGCGGGUUCAGCACUCGAUGAGCUACGGGGUGCCCCUUGAUUGUAUGUGGAUCAUCCGCGUUAAGGAGGGAUGGAAGAUUCAACUAUCAUUCCAAAAGUUUAAACUGGAGAAGCCAAAUGACUGCGACAGCAACUUUGUUGAUGUCUUCUCAACGCAGACGGACCUGCCAAACCGACUGAAAAACUUUUGCGGCAGUAUUGCUGACUCGGUCACCAGCACCACCAACGUGCUGCAUGUGCGCUUCUUUGGCGAGGCCAAAGCUAUCAAUUCGACCUUUGAGGCGCUCUUCACGGCUUUCAGGGACAAAGGCGCCGGACAGGGCUGCGAUAGCGACGAAUUUGACUGUGAAGACAAUACAUGCAUUUCGCGGAAUAUGCGGUGCAACGGCAGAAUCAACUGUCGCUUCCGGUGGGACGAAGAUGAGUGCAUUAACAAGCACGUCUCGAUACUUAAUUCAGAGCACAUCAUCAUCAUUCUCAUUAUAUUCACGCUGAUCUUGUCAGGGAUGUGCUUCGCCUUCAUCUUUAAUUGCAGUCGCAAGUUGAUCCGCGACCACAGAAUCAUGAAGGAGCAUAUACAUCAGUCGCGCGAGAACCGUCUGAACGAGGUGGGUCGCGGCACGUGCCACACCGUAUCGAUGAGCAUGUUGCCAGACAACUCGAGCGGCUCGUUUGACGCCGAGAAGAUCCGCUCGUUGAUGACGCGCUACUCGUCGGAGCCGCCGCGGUGCCGCGACACAACGCCCGACGAGGAGGAUCCGGGCCAGGGAUGCUACGUCCCAUCGCUGGUGGACGGCGGAGCAAGUCCAGUGCCGGUCAUGCGCGAGAGUCCUCAGACAGUGGCCAAAAACCGGUACAACGGGCUCUAUGCGGGCACACACGAAUCGUUCCCGACCAUCAGCAAAAGUCCGAGCAUCGAGAUGCGCGACAACGAGUGCCAGACGCGCAGCAGCCUCUUCCAGCAGAACGAUGUCAUCCCGCCGCCGCCCCCCGCGCCGCGCUACGCAGCCCUGCACGGCCGCGUGCCUUAUGAACCGAGGCCCUACGGCUUCAGCAUGCCGCGCUCAGCCACCAGAGGCGCUAAUUAAAAGUUUCUUGAGACGCGCAGCUGGAGGAGGAUCAUUCUGCGGCUCGGCGUGUUGCCUACAUUUGCAGAUCGGACUGCACGACACGCCGUUGGUAAAGAGACCAGUGUGAUGUUCCUUGCGUGAGGCUGUCCGGAGAGGAAAAAGCGGGUGGAUUUUUUAUAUAAAUUUAUGAAUGACGCGAAAUAUUAUACUAGUGGUAGAACAGACAUUUUGUCAGAGCCGUGCAGGUUGGAAAGAGAAUGUGUGCUGGUUUUUUACUCAUACAUAAACUCACACACACGCACACACAUAUCACACGCUUUGUAGGUGACACACAUCCCGUAAAUAAUGGCCAAUCAUGCCCGGAAGGCCGCACACACCGGUGUGUCUCUUCCCAAAUGUCAGAAUGUGCAUAAACCUUUUGGGACGUUUGUUUCAAGUAAUAAAUAUAGUCAGGGCACAUCAAUCUCAUUUUUUUUUCGUGCGCUAGGCGAUAAAUUUUAAGAUAUACCCCCUCAAUACCGCGGCAGGUCUGUUUUGUAGACCCGAUAUUUUUUCCAAUUUCAAUUUUUUUGUAUGACCGAGAAGAACAAAUAAUAGAAGUAAUAAAUAGCGAUUAAUAGCCAAUACAAAUUGCUUAAAUCGAGUAAGCUGCAAAAGAGGAGUGGGGAUUUUAAAAUACUAAUCUCUGUCAAUUUUGUUUGAAGACUCAAGGAGAUGAUCACGGAAAAGUCCGAUCUCUUCAUUUCUUUCAAUGUUUCUAAUUUUUCAGUUUAACCUCUCAUUUAUUUAUUCACAAAUAAGACGGGUGGUAAGAAAUUGUAUGAAAUUGUAACUUAAAGAAGUGGACAUAUGUACAACAAAAAAUGUAUGUUUAAUUUUAAUUAGUCUAUCGUCGCACCAAGUAAAAAUAGUACAUGAUUACACUGAUAGCCAGUUCUAGCAAAUAAUUCAAUUCAUCUCAUUUUUUUCAAGGAAGGAAAACAAUUAAUUAUAAAUAAAUAAUGUUUCCCUUGUCUAACGGAGAUUUUAAAGUGACCUCCAUGGACACUCGUUGGAUAAGGAUGGGAGGAAAAUAGACACUCAGCGCUAGUGAGCGACUCACUGAAACUCGUAACCAACAAUCGAUAAAUACGCGAGAACUCGCCGCGCUGCAGCCCAAACUACCGGAAAAGUCAAUUUAGUUUCACAUAUUUAGUGCACAAUUUUGGAUAAUUAUUUGGUGCACACGAUUUAAAACAGCGAGACUGAGAGCAGGAAACCCACACUAUGGAAUGCGAGACGAAAGCAAAGUCAAGGUCGGUGCCCACUUUUGAAAGAAUGAGCCGCCGGUCUCAUUACACGGCGGUCGUGAUUUGUAAUUCGCGCCAUUAUGUCCAUGUCGGUGUCUCCGUCCAGACACCUUCGGAAGAAUGAGAAGGUCAGGUCGGUUUUAAUUCAGCUGCUGCUAUUAUUAUUAUUCCAGCUUUUUAUUGUAUUAUGAUGACGUGAUAUUACAAAUAGUGGCAAAACUCACUCAUUUACAUUAACUGGGUCUAAGAAGGAUUAAUAAUUUUAAAGAAACAUAUUCACAAGCUCGUUAAAUAAUCAUUACACACUCAGUUUUGGAAUAAAAUUAUGCUCGGAGCUCGGACACAAAAUGCUUCGGAAAACUUAAAAAAGAAUCUAUCGCAGCUCAGAACGAAUCGGAAGGGGCAUGAUUUUUUUUUAGGGAGAUGCUUUCCGUGCAUAACAUGUAGGGCUCGCUUUUGAACUCGCUCAAGUUUUCCAAUCGUGCAAUCCAUUCCCGCUUGCCGAGCUGGGCCAAAAUAUUUAAACUUAAAUAUUCCACCACAAAAAAGCCCUUAAAUGACUAAACUCGGGAAACACAGACAGAUUGAUCAGCCACUUGGAUUAAUUGAGAACACAAGGCUUGCGCCGUAUUUGUGUGCCAAAAAUGAGCUACCACCGUUUUCAGUGCUAAAUUUUUCAAAUUAAAAGCCACCAAACGUGCUUCCGAAAAAAAAAUAAUUGCUCUGUUGUAUCGGUAAAAAAAAUAGCUCGGCAUAGUAUCAUCACCUUAACCUAAAGGCAACAAAAGAUAAUUGAAGCGCAAUUUGAUGUUUGUUGGACAAAAUUGUAAAUGGGUGGGUCGCACAAGAGAUAUUCCAUAAUGCAAGAAAGCUACAAUAAUAAUAAACGGACUCGUGUAAUAAUUGAAGCGAUGAACGCAAAGGGCGAAAUAAAGCCUCCCUGAGGAGUUCCGCCACGCAACACAAAAGCUUCUCCUCGGAGCAGCUCGGGCUUGGCCGCCCCGGAAAUGUGCGGCCCGUACAAAAACCGAUUGGCUUGAAAAGUCGUUUCAGAGAAAGGAAAGUUUAAGUGAGCCAUUUAUUAACUACAAUCAAAAAUAAAAUAAUUUUUAAAAGUGCUUUUUAGCCGAAUUUUUUAUUUAACAAAGAAUAAACUGAUUCGGUUUCAUUAAUCUGUUUUGACAUAAUUCAUAUACCGAUAUCGAAAUAAAAUGGGCUCUGAAAUUGGUAUUUUUUUAUGCACAAAUUUUUGGCAAAGUGCACCGACUGAAUUGCAUCAGCCAACAAGGAGAGGAACGCGAAAACAGAAAUCAAGUCGUUACGAUUUCUCUCAAAUUUUUAAAUUUAUUUCUUGGAAGAUAAAUGUGAAAAAUGUUAUGUAAAAAAUCAUCAAAUAAAUAAGAACAAUAAUAAUAAGGUGCAAUGCUGGGGUCGCGUAGAACAUGAGCGGCUUUUCCUCGGUUUGGUAGGCGAGCCGCUUUUCUCUCGGAUUGAAGCCGUGCGGGUUGCAGGACUCGGGCUGCCUUACCGCGAGCCAUGUCCAUGUACACAAAUGAUAUUCACGUCUCUAUAUUUGAUGAUGGUGCCGCCGACGGUGUUCCGGCGCGAAUUAUGUCAAUGAUGUGGCACUUGGAUGACGCGCCCGCAUUAUCAAGGGCCGCUUCUUUUUGCGGGGCUAAACGUGUAACGAGCGCAUACAGAAAAUCCCAUUUUUGUCACUGAAAAUGGAAUCGCUGAGAGGAAAUAUCUGCUAAAUUGGCCUGAUACUUUCCAUGCAUAAGGACUAAAUUUUACCAGGAGCAUUAAAUACUUCGGUUUAAUUUUCACCGAGAAGGUAUAGGCACCGACACUUCUCAACCUUCCUGUGUUGACAGCACUUUUCCUAUUUGUUUAGAUGAAAGGGUUAGUUAUCAAAAAUAUUUGAGUGAAUUAAAUAUUAAAUUAUACUUCAAAUGAAAAAUUUGUCACUGUAAUGAGUCGGAGGUAAAAACAGAUCAAAAAUUGCCAAAUUUGUUUUUUGAUUCAGCCUUGGAAUUUUGGUGAUAUUUUAUGGGGGGAAAAACUUGGUGGGUAUUUAAAGCUUAUAUUUAACUUCCUAUCGAUUGGUUUUUGUUUCGUAUUAUUUGAGUGAGCUAUAUAAUAGAAAAAUUACUGCAAUAAUUAGAAAAUAGACCACCAUUGAAAGGUGCUCUUUGCCCUGUGAAUGGUAGCGGCAAGGGAAAACUUUGGGAAAUCUCAGGAUUAUAAUACUUUAUUAUUUUUUUUAUAGUCCAGGGCGCCCCCAAUCAUCUGUGAAAAUUUCAGCCUAUCAUUUUUCCAGGUCAAACCUUGCCUUUCUUGGACAACAGGACCAGAGGUCACAUGAUUAUUUGCUAUAACUCACUAAAACCUCAGUUUGAAAUUAAAACUUUUUAUUAAGGUGGAGCGAUAAAGUGGGAAAUUUGUUUAAUCUGUAGAAAAUUAAAAAUUUGGCACUCAAAAAAAGAAAAUAGGCAUUUUCCUCAUCAUCCUUGUUAAAAAAUAAUUUUUAAUUUUACUCAAUAAAAAACUAGGACUUCCCUGCUUUAAUCACUCGCUUUGUCACACUAUAUAAAAAAUACUUCCAUUCUUCAAUUUGUUCAAUCAGUUUUAACAAAAUAGAAAUUUUUCAGUCACAGUAUUUUUUUAAAUUUUUUAUAUUAUUGUUAAAGUAACAAACCCCAGUUCGGGGCUGUAAAAAAAGAAAACAAAAAUUCUUGUAUUCUGGAAACACUCCACUGCAAAAUUUACACACUCAAACACCGAACAAAUCUCAAUCAACUUGUUGCCCAAAUUAAAAUGUUGUUAUUUAUUGCACUACUAAUCAUAUAUACGAAAUACUUAUUAGAGAGAUUAGUGAUAAAUCUCUGCUCAAGAGCGCGUUUGUAUUCCAACACUUGCCCUCAUUCAAAGCGGAAACAAUCAAAUGUAAAAUAUUCUAAAAUAUUUAGUAAGUUUACAAUUUGCUAAUUUAAACACGCGAGCGUACGAUCAGAGAUCCCAGUAUGAGGGAAAUUAUGCAUGUGAAAAGCAAUAAAAAUUGAAAAGGGAAAAAUGCAGCGCAUUCAAAUGAUUAUUUACAAACCCCAAAAGCUGUUCGCCGCCGUGUUGCGAGAAAAUCUUUCCCUCUCGGACCGAUACAAAUUGAAAACCUUGUUGAUUGGCGGCGGGUCAACUGUUUGUACAAACUCACAGGUGGCGGUCGGUCCUCUCCGGCGCGGCUGCGGGUAGCGGCGGUGGCAGCAGCAGUGGAGGGUGCACCGUUGACGUCAUCGCCCUGCGAGUGCUGCAUAUUGAUUACGAUUGUGGAGUAAAUACGCACUUAAUUAAGUGUAAUUAAAUGUUGUAUGUUCAAACACUGCACGCAACUUUCACGCAAUACUUAUAAAAGUACUUUCGUUGGAGAAGCAAUUUAUAUGUUGCGGUCUCGGCCUCUUAUAUAUUUAAAAGGAUUAUAAUUGAGAGACAUGAAAAUAAAGCAGACACAUCUU
This is a messenger RNA of Neocloeon triangulifer, 6716 nucleotides long. It is a transcript of the gene Neto, whose product is annotated as neuropilin and tolloid-like protein 2. The transcript has 10 exons. Gene Ontology annotation, molecular function: protein binding. Lineage: Eukaryota; Metazoa; Arthropoda; Insecta; Ephemeroptera; Baetidae. Bases 185 to 1936 code for a protein of 583 amino acids. The record is from RefSeq and is a predicted model, not a curated record.